AUGCCGGUCCGGAGGGGUCACGUCGCUCCGCAGAACACCUUCCUCGACACCAUCAUAAGGAAAUUUGACAGCCAAUGUCGCAAGUUCAUCAUCGCCAAUGCACGGGUGGAGAACUGCGCCAUCAUCUUCUGCAACGAUGGCUUCUGCCACAUGUGUGGCUACUCGCGUGCUGAGAUCAUGCAGAAGCCGUGCACGUGCAACUUCCUGUAUGGGCCCCAUACCAAGAGGCUGGCCAUCGCUCAGAUGGCACAGGCCCUGCUGGGGUCUGAGGAGAGGAAAGUGGAGAUCAACCUCUACCGCAAAGAUGGUCAUUGCUUCCUGUGUUUGGUGGACGUGGUGCCGGUGAAGAACGAAGAUGGCGUGGUGAUCAUGUUUAUCCUCAACUUCGAAGUCAUGUCAGAAGACAGACUGAGAGAUCCAAACCAGGAGCUCAACCAUCGCCUGCCCACCUGGCUUGUCACUGGUCGUCCGCGAGGCUUCAAGCUGCGCCUGCCCCUGCUGCGCUCGCUUUCCAACAGCAAGAUCUCUCUGGACGACGCCGAGGCGGGCCACGUUCCAACCGCUACACCCCUGCCGCUGCACCAGGACCGCCCCGGCCACGAGUCCGUGGCCCUGGGGGAGUUCCUGCCCCUGCCCCCCUUACCGCCAGACCAGCAGGAGCAAGUCAGUGGAAACAGAGCGGGUCUGCAGAGUUGGCCUGAAGACCGUCAGGAGGACCAGUGUACCUUACUAGGCUCUGAGCGUGCCAUGCCCCCUCCUCCUCCUCCUCCCUGCGCAGCGCCACUGGUGGGUCCCCUUACCCACUCGUCACCCUGUGUGGCGCCCCACCGCCUCAGCCUCAACCCGGACGCCUCCGCCUCCAACUGCUCUCUGUCGCACAGCCGCUCUCGGGAGAGCUUCCACAGCAUGCGGCGCGCUUCCUCCGUGGACGAGAUCGAGGCCAUGAGGCCGGACUGGGACCGCAAGAACCGGAGAGGGAGCGUCCGGCCCUCAAGCAGCAGCACGGGUGCAGUGAACAACAAGUCCAACAUACUGAACUCCACGUCGGAUUCAGACCUCAUGCGUUAUCGCACCAUAUCCAAGAUCCCCCAGAUCACCCUCAACUUUGUGGACUUCAAACCCGAUCCUCUCAUCGCCCUUCCGCCUGGAGAGAUGGAUAUCAUAGCUCCCUGUAAACUCAUCGACCGAACGCACAACGUCACAGAGAAAGUCACACAGGUGCUGUCUCUGGGUGCCGAUGUACUGCCAGAGUACAAGCUCCAGGCGCCUCGCAUCCACAAAUGGACGGUGCUCCACUACAGCCCCUUCAAGGCUGUGUGGGACUGGCUCAUCCUGCUGCUCGUCAUCUACACGGCCAUUCUGACGCCCUACUCUGCCGCCUUCCUCCUCAGCGACCAGGAGGAUGUCAGCAUACAGAACUGUACUUACUCUUGCUCUCCUCUAACCGUGGUUGAUCUCAUAGUGGACAUCAUGUUCAUUAUCGACAUCCUCAUAAACUUCAGGACCACCUAUGUGAAUGCUAACGACGAGGUGGUGAGCCACCCACUGCGUAUCGCUGUACACUACUUCAAAGGCUGGUUCCUUAUCGACAUGGUGGCGGCUAUUCCCUUCGACCUGCUCAUCUACCGCAAUGGAGAGGAGACAACCACUCUCAUUGGUUUGCUGAAGACGGCCCGUCUGCUGCGGUUGGUCCGUGUUGCCCGGAAGCUGGACCGUUACUCAGAGUACGGCGCAGCAGUCCUCUUCCUCCUCAUGUGCACCUUCGCCCUCAUCGCUCAUUGGCUGGCCUGUAUCUGGUACGCCAUUGGCAAUGUGGAAAGGAACGGGUCUAUCGGCUGGCUUCACUCCCUGGGGGACCAACUGGGAAAACACUACAAUAUUUCCAACCCAGGUUCUGGUCCAUCCAUAAAGGACAAGUAUGUCACUGCUCUUUACUUCACCUUCAGCAGUCUGACCAGCGUGGGCUUUGGAAACGUCUCUCCAAACACCAACUCUGAGAAGAUUUUCUCCAUCUGUGUCAUGCUCAUAGGAUCCCUGAUGUACGCCAGUAUCUUUGGGAACGUGUCGGCCAUUAUCCAGCGGCUGUACUCGGGGACGGCCCGCUACCACACCCAGAUGCUGAGGGUCCGCGAAUUCAUUCGCUUCCAUCAGAUUCCCAACCCACUGAGGCAGAGGCUGGAGGAGUAUUUCCAACAUGCCUGGUCCUAUACCAAUGGCAUUGAUAUGAAUGCUGUGCUGAAAGGUUUCCCAGAGUGUCUACAGGCAGAUAUCUGUCUACAUCUGAACCGGACCUUGUUGCAGAACUGCAAGGCUUUUAAAGGCUCUACCAAGGGCUGCCUCAGGGCACUGGCCAUGAAGUUCAAGACCACCCACGCCCCACCUGGAGACACGCUGGUCCACGCCGGGGACGUCCUCACUGCUUUAUACUUCAUAUCCAGGGGGUCCAUAGAGAUACUGAGAGGGGACGUGGUGGUUGCGAUCCUGGGCAAGAAUGACAUCUUUGGGGAGCCUAUCAACCUGUACUCCCGGCCAGGCAAGUCCAAUGCUGACGUGAGGGCUCUUACCUACUGCGAUCUCCAUAAGAUUCUCAGAGAGGAUGUUCUGGAGGUCCUGGACAUGUACCCCGAGUUCUCCGACCACUUCUGGAGCAACCUUGAAAUCACCUUCAACCUCAGAGAUACCAACAUGAUCCCAGGCUCACCGAGCAGCGGAGACUCAGACUGCGGCGGAUUCAACAAAUUACGCAGGCGCAAGUUGUCAUUCAGACGGCGUACGGAGAAAGAUAGUGCAGACGCCGGGGAGAUUAAAAAGUCCCAGAAGCCAGUACGGCGGAGAAGAAGGGAAGCAGUCAGUAAUCAAAAACAGGAGGAGAAGCUGAAGCCUGAAUGGGAGGGACAUCGCAGCUCCAUCUCCUCCCACUCCAGCGGCGACGAGGGGGAAGAAUCUGUUGUGACAUGUCCUGCUCCUCCAUCGUCGAUGCUGGAGAGCUCCCAGGCUCAGGCCACUCCUCUGAACUUCAACGAGAACCCAGAGGGAGAAGGAGAUCCCAAGACAGGGAACACCUGCAAUGCCCUCUCAGGUGCAUUCUCAGGUGUGUCCAACAUCUUUAGUUUCUGGGGCGAGGGCCGAGGCAGCCGCCAGUACCAGGAGCUUCCACGGAGCAGCCUACCUUCCCCGCCACCCCUCAACACACCGCUCCACAGCCUCAGUCGGCAGCAACGCAAUGAGCUGGAAAACCGCUUGGACCUGCUACAGAAACAACUUAACAGGUUGGAGAGCCGUAUGUCCACAGACAUUGGAGCAAUCAUGCAGCUGCUGCAGAGACAGAUGGCUCUGGUCCCCCCCGCCUACAGUACCGUCUCAUCCCCACCUCAGGCUUCCCCGUACCCAGGUCCUGGCCCAGGACCAGGUCCUGGAGAGAGGCUCGUUCAGCCUGUUACUCCUCUGGAGACAGAUACCCUCGCCUCCCUAUCACAGAUUUUGGACCCGCAAGAUUUUGAGGAGUUCCCUGCCAAGUCACUUGACUCUCUGCAGCCCCAUGACUCACCUCUGGUCUGUCCCAGCCAGGGCCAACUGGCCCCAUCUGGACUGGACAGCCUAGAGCAGCAUCUGGAGCUGGAGCUGGAGCUAGGCUUGGGGACCGGAGCUGGGGUCGUUACAGUAGCUGGACCAAGGGUAGGUUCAGGUCUGGGGACAGGUUUAGGGUUGGAACUAGCGAACACAAUGGGGUCAAGGCUAGACUUUGGGUCAGGGAUAUGUAUCGGCCCUGGGGUUGGGGCAGGGGCCGGGGCAUCUUCCCUAGAUCCUGAAGUGCAACGGAGGUUGUCCCUCCAAGAACCACAGAAGUCUCUGGACUCACGGACACCACAGAGACACAGCUCUGACCCUGGAGGGAGCUAG
Messenger RNA from Lampris incognitus (smalleye Pacific opah), 3900 nucleotides. RefSeq names its product potassium voltage-gated channel, subfamily H (eag-related), member 2b (gene kcnh2b). The record is from RefSeq and is a predicted model, not a curated record. Gene Ontology annotation, biological process: regulation of heart rate by cardiac conduction; potassium ion transmembrane transport; membrane repolarization during action potential. The transcript is spliced from 22 exons. Gene Ontology annotation, cellular component: membrane. Gene Ontology annotation, molecular function: inward rectifier potassium channel activity. Lineage: Eukaryota; Metazoa; Chordata; Actinopteri; Lampriformes; Lampridae. Bases 1 to 3900 code for a protein of 1299 amino acids.